Messenger RNA from Sphenostylis stenocarpa, 807 nucleotides. Lineage: Eukaryota; Viridiplantae; Streptophyta; Magnoliopsida; Fabales; Fabaceae. The record is from the annotation of a GenBank genome assembly.
AUGGGUUCGAACCCGAAGUUUGUUCCCGAGAUCGGACCCGAUGGUCUUCCCAAAGAAGCUCCCGUUAUCAGUUACACGGAACAGAAAAUCGAAGCAGAACAACUUCAAUUGAAGAACAUUCGUGCUGCUGAACUAUUCACAAGGUACAUUGAAGAAAACUAUUCUAAAAUUCGUGAUGUGGAGCGUGAGCUUGCAAAUCUUGGAAUGGAGAUGAAACUUACAUCUGGAUCAAAGAAAGCAGAGGCAUCAACAGAGAAAAUUCGUGAGGCAAAGCUAAAGGAAGAACAUGCACAUAAGGCAUGUUACUUUUAUGCACUACUAUUAACUAUUUUUCCUGCUGCUUGCAUGGCAUGGGAAUCAGCAUCAAAAGCAGUGAGGGAUGAAGAGGAAAUAAAGCGGAAUUUAUGUGAAGACUUAAGCAAACUGGUUGAAGAGAGCAACAACACUCAGUUGUCUAGGCUGGAGGAAUUAAAAAGACGAUUGGAAGCUAUGAAUCCAAAUCGGCAGUCAACUAGUCUUCAUAGUGCUGGGAGAUCAAGUUCUCUGGAUGGUGCAAUACAAAAUGGCUUCCCCGUUUCCAGCACAAGGGAAUCAAAUGGAGGUUCGGCUGGGAAUGUGCCGGACCAAAAUAAUGGUCAGAAAGUUCCCGUGUCUAAUGAGCUUAAACCGAAGCCUCCUACUGAAGGAGAACAAAGAAAUAAAAAGAAAGUUAACUUAAGAGGAAAAGGAAUUGGUGCAGUGCCCAAGACAUGGUCUUCAACUCCUGACUGGACUGGUUCCGGCUUUGAUGUAGAUGGCAGAACCUAA